Mesorhabditis spiculigera is the source of this 1665-nucleotide messenger RNA. NCBI's taxonomy places the organism in Eukaryota, Metazoa, Nematoda, Chromadorea, Rhabditida, Rhabditidae. The record is from the annotation of a GenBank genome assembly.
AUGGACGGGGAGCAGCAGCUCAAACUUUUGGAGAAACACAUCGCCGCCGCUGUCUACAGCAACAUGAUCAGCCGGACGCAUGCCGAGAUUCGCGGCUACCGUAACCCGGCGACGGGGAGAUUCGAUAAAUACACCGUUUCCGAUCACUCGCUGAAUGGAACCUACAUUAAUGAUAUGAGGAUCUCCGGUACCGACCAUCCCCUAGCCGUCGGCGACGUCAUCAAGUUCGGCCACCUAAAUGGUGCUGCCGUCCGCCCCGGCUUCAGUGCACCACAGGCCAACGCCGAGUUUGCCUUCCUCGUCGAGCACGCCACCGAGAAGCAGUAUAUGGGGGUGGACGCACAGGGGAGGAGGACGACAAUUCUCGGCAUCCGGGCUCACGAUCCGACCAUGAUGGAGUUGGGGCCGAAUGGGGUUCCGCCGAACGGUACAGCCCUCUUCCAGCAGCUCUUCCAGCAACAGGCUCUCCACCCUACCGUACUCCAGCAGACCGGCCAUCCCGCGGCGAAUGCUCCGACCCCCGGCGCGACGAGCAGCACCCCAACAGCAAUUGCCGAGGCGGCCGCCGUCAAGUCGGCCGUCGGCUCGCCGCCGAUGGAAUGUGACAGCAGCGUGCCGUCACCACCAAAACCCACGACGAGACCCGCGGCGGCGCUCAGCCCGAAGAACUCCGACAGGGGCAGUGAGAAGAGCUGGACCAUGGUCGACUCGCCGCCCAUGCCGAGAGCUCCCGCCCCCUCCCAUGCCAAUCGUGAACUCAGCCGAACGCCUCCGCCAAAGCCGGACACACCUGAAGAUCUCGGCCGUCUCCUACACGACCUCGAGGGCUCUUUCAUGACCUCAGCAAGAGGGUCAGACCUUCGUGAGCAGCGGAAGAGCAUCGACGGCCUCAGGAAGGACUCCGAAGAGCCGCGGGAGGAGAAGCCGCGCAAAAAAGAGCCUUCACAGGCAAAGGAUGAGAGGCCGAAGGAGAAGGAGAAAAAGAAGGAAAAGCCGGCUAGGGUGGGUGCGUCGACCAGCUCGGCACCGCCGGAGAAACCGGCGCCUCCACCGGCCGCGCCGGCGCUAAAACCGACCGCCAGCAAGUUGCGUCAACUCUCCGACGUCUCCUCCGUGUCGUCGAGCGAUUCUGAAGAUGAUGUGAAGCGGAAAAAGGCGAAAAAGAAGAGCCCAAUCCCGAAAAAAGAGGCCAAAAAACGUCAACCCUCGCCGCCGUCAGCAAGUUCGGACUCGGAAACGGAUUCGUUGUCCUCACUUGACGAGACUAUCGCCAAAGCGAAGAUGGCCGUCAGCCAGCCCCCUCCCCGAAAAGCCGCCUAUCCGCCGCCGAAGAAGACCCAACCACCGCCGAAAAAACGGGGGCGAAAGCCAACGAAAAGCCGUGGCGACUCGUCGGAGGCGCCCUCCGAUUCGGAUGACGCCGACGAGCCAAUGUUCCCGCCAAAGGACCCGUCGGUGACCUACCACGACCCGGUGGCCGCCUGCGGCAUGGACAAGGAAUGCAACAGGCCGCAGACCUUGGAAGUGAACUGGGUUUGCUGCGACGACUGUGACAAGUGGUACCACGCAAUUUGCAUCCUGGGAAAGGAGGAUAUCACCGGCCUCGGCGACUUUACCUGCGGCUGCAAAGAAGCAAAAACAAAGCCGAAAAAGAAGAAGAUGAGA